UUAUAACAUUUGUGCAUUUGCCAUUUUUUUCUUAUUUUCUAAUAUAGCAAUGCUCAAAGUAACUUUAACAUUUCUCAUUACAGUUUGAAAUAAAAAUAUUACAUGUAAUACUGACGUACUGAAAACUAUAUAUAGCCUUUGUGCUGCGCAGAAAUAACACCAAAUAUAUGUUGAAACUGGUAUUGUAGCUCCCCAAUUCACAUCAAAUUUUAAAUUCGUGAAAGAAAAUUAAAAAGGAAAAACAUUGCUUACAUAUAGGAAUCUCUGGUGAAAAGAUCAUAUCUAGUGUCGCUGACCAAUGAAUUAGGACUUUGAUUUCUGCUCUAUGCAUGAUGUUGAUGCAGUUAUAACAACAAGAAUCAAUGAUAUUAUUGCUGGCAAAGAAAUACUAUGUAAACUCAGUUUUGACAAGCAAGCAGAAAUUUUCAACUCUGUCAUGGUGGAAGUCAAUUAAAUAAAAAAUGAAAAAAAAGAGCAAAUGUCCCUAAAAAAGCAAAAUCAAAAGCUUUUGGAUUUGACAGUGAAAGAGGAGUCUCAUCAUUAUGGUGCAAUAUUGGAAACUGACACAUUGUUCGGGACCAUCUCUACAGAAAAUAAGUUGGAAAAAGUUUCUUCUGACCAUGCAGCAAAUAUUCUAGAGAAAUUUGACAAAACUCAUGAGUUUGAUGAUAUGUCAAGUGAAGCUCGUGAAAAGUUGAAAUCCGAAAUGUGGCUAACUAAAGAAGACUUGAAAAAGAUCAAUGAUAAGAUACUAGAAGAGAAAAUGAUUGACAGAAGCACUGCUUUGACUCUGUCAAAUUUUGAUAAAACACUAAAGAGUAUGACAUUUAAUUAUCCCAUGGAAGUAAUCAAAACAGUCAUGGAAAACACUUUGCGAGAAGCUUUGGAAGAAUUCGAUAGAAAUAUGAGAUCGGAAGGCUUGGAAAGAAGAAGAAACCUUCUUCAGGAAAGCAUUAAAAACAAACUGGAUGAUUUUACUGAAGAUAAUAAUUGCAAAGUGGAAAAGCUAAAAAGGAAAAUAUCUUCUAUUCUCCUUGAGGAAUACAAAAAAAGAAUAGAAUCGGAAAUGAAAAAAGUAUACAUUAAGGAUCUAGAGGAUUUUUGCGAGAAAGUCCGCAUUCGUCUAGUUAAAAAGGUUGAUUGUAAUGUUUUAGCUAUGGAUUCGGGAAUUUGGGGAGUAGAUCAGGCCAUUGAAGCAUUCAGAUCAACAAUAAAAACACAGCUGGAAAAGGAAGACAAAGCAUUUAUACGGAUGAAUGAUGAUAUUUGGUGGUGGCGGUGGUUUUCGAAAUUGUAUUACUGGUUUUGGCCUCCACAUCUAGAAGAUAUCUUAAAAAAUAUUGAUCAAUUUAAAAUUGAUAUCACGUCUGAGAUUAGCGAUGUUGGGAAGCCAGUUGUAAAAAGUGGAUGGACUGACGAAGAAUCUCAUCAGAGUACAUCUCCACUUUGUUCUUAGAAUUAAAAACUACACUUAUACUUUUGCAAAAAGCAAGACUCCGUCAUAAUGUUAGGCCGACUAGCGUUCUAUCUGCACCUUUUAUAUCAGAGCUAUUGGCAUAUUACUGUUGAACGAAUUCGCUUGCUGAGUGUGUAAAUAUGACAACGGAAGAAGACAUUUUCUUAUAUCUUAUAUGCGGAAAGUAUAUGUAUUUCUUCAAAAGUCCUCGCUUCUAUUAGUUCCCGUAAGUCAAUGUAGUCCUUUGUAAAUAUGUUUGUUCCAUCAGUCUAGGUUUUAGUUGAUACUGUGUACUUGUUUAAAUUGGUGUGCAUAUGUAUUCUUAUGAUAAUGAUCACAGAGUACAAUAAUUCCUGUAAAGACUCCACAAUUACUUUUAUUGAUUCUUACCAGCAUUCAGAGCACAACUUGUGUAAUUUUCCGAACUUCAAAGUAAUAAAAAUUAAUCAUAAAACUAAUUAUACUGUAUAAUAUUACUAGCCAUUGAAAGUGAAUAAAACCGACUGCAGCGAUGUUAGGUCCAGCUUUUUGAAAAAUGUUUUUACGCGAAUAUAUGUAUAAGUGUUCAUU
Messenger RNA from Styela clava, 2026 nucleotides. The record is from RefSeq and is a predicted model, not a curated record. Lineage: Eukaryota; Metazoa; Chordata; Ascidiacea; Stolidobranchia; Styelidae.